AUUUGCAGGAAAAGAAGAGAAAAAAAAAAUAACAGAAGACUUUGGUGGCGAAGGUUUUAGUGUGUUUGGAGAAGAAAUGUAGAAAAGAAAGUGAGAAUCUGGGUGCUGUGCGCGUUGAUUGUUGUUGUUGAAUUCAAAUUUGGCUUCUUUUUUCUUUUUCGUCACCACACUUGUUAUAAAGACCAACCAAAUUUUCUCCUUCUUCUCAUCUACUUUCUUACUGCUUCAUUUUUCCUCUCUUCUUAACACAACAACAUAGUCAACAUAAUCUCUGUUUUCUUCUUGCUUCCAACUUCAUUCAUUAAUGGCUCAUCAUACCUCAUCAGAUCAUUCCAAUUAUCUCAGAAAAGAAGAGUGCAAGGAAACAGGUUCACUGGUUGUUUGUUUUGGGGAAAUGUUAAUAGACUUUGUUCCGACCGUGGGAGGAGUAUCGCUGGCCGAAGCACCUGCUUUCAAGAAAGCUCCCGGUGGAGCUCCUGCAAAUGUAGCUGUUGGUAUCUCUAGAUUGGGAGGUUCAUCUGCUUUUAUGGGCAAGGUUGGAGCAGAUGAAUUUGGGUACAUGCUGGCAGACAUUUUAAAGCAGAACAAUGUUGAGACUUCUGGCAUGCGGUUUGACUCUAAUGCAAGAACUGCAUUAGCUUUUGUGACACUUAGAGAAGAUGGUGAACGUGAAUUCUUGUUUUUCCGCAAUCCAAGUGCUGAUAUGCUCCUUCAAGAAUCAGAACUUGAUAAAAAUCUCCUAAAGCAGGCUAGAAUAUUCCAUUAUGGCUCCAUCAGCUUGAUUGAUGAACCAUGCAAGUCAGCUCACCUUGCUGCUAUGAGAAUAGCCAAAAACUCUGGUUGCAUUCUCUCUUAUGAUCCAAAUUUGAGACUGGCUCUAUGGCCUUCAGCUGAUGCUGCUCGGAAAAGCAUAAUGGAUAUAUGGGAUCAGGCUGAUGUCACAAAGAUAAGUGAGGAUGAAAUUACAUUUUUGACUGGAGGUGACGAUCCUUAUGACGAUAAUGUUGUUUUGAAGAAACUUUUUCAUCCAAAUCUCAAGCUUUUAAUCGUUACGGAAGGGUCACAGGGUUGCAGAUAUUACACCAAAGCAUUUAAGGGAAGGAUUGGAGGUGUUAAAGUCAAACCUGUAGACACAACUGGUGCUGGUGAUGCAUUUGUUAGUGGGAUUUUAUACAGUAUAGCUACUGAUCAAACUAUUUUUCAGGAUGAGAAACGUCUUAGGAAGGCUUUAUAUUUUGCCAAUAUAUGUGGUGCACUCACUGUGACUGAGAGAGGUGCAAUUCCUGCACUUCCUACAAGGGAAGCUAUCUUGCAAUUCUUACUAGAAGCAGCUGUAAUAUAACACAAUUCACAUAUUUUUGUUAUAAUUUGUUGUUAAACUACAGUUUAGGAGAUUCUGAGCUUUUUUCCUUUUUCUGUUUAAAUCUCUUGACUCUGUAAUUCUCUUAUUAAAUUCAAGUUGCCUUUU
Messenger RNA from Vigna unguiculata (cowpea), 1468 nucleotides. RefSeq names its product putative fructokinase-7. Gene Ontology annotation, cellular component: cytosol. Gene Ontology annotation, molecular function: fructokinase activity. The record is from RefSeq and is a predicted model, not a curated record. NCBI's taxonomy places the organism in Eukaryota, Viridiplantae, Streptophyta, Magnoliopsida, Fabales, Fabaceae. Gene Ontology annotation, biological process: fructose metabolic process.